UCCUAUGUCCCACUGAACAGUCAACAACUUUGCUCUGCUUUCUCCUACAGAUGGCAACAGUCAGCCAAGUCUUCAGGUUUGUCAAGCAACUUGCAGCCUUCGGGUGCCAAAGCGGAUGCUCUCAGGGAAGAGAUGGAGGAGGCAGCAAACAGAGUGGAGAUUUGCAGGGAUCAGCUCUCAGCUGACAUGUACAAUUUUGUGGCCAAAGAGAUAGACUAUGCAAACUACUUUCAAACAUUAAUAGAAGUGCAAGCAGAAUACCACAGAAAGUCAUUAGCACUUUUGCAGAAUGUGUUGCCUCAGAUCAAAGCACAGCAAGAAGCUUGGAUUGAAAAGCCGUCCUUUGGGAAGCCCUUAGAGGAACAUCUCGCUGUCAGUGGCCGGGAGAUUGCCUUCCCUAUUGAGGCCUGCGUCACGAUGCUCCUUGAGUGUGGCAUGCAGGAGGAGGGUCUGUUUCGAGUGGCCCCCUCUGCUUCCAAAUUAAAGAAGCUUAAAGCAGCAUUAGACUGCUGUGUUGUGGAUGUUCAGGAAUAUUCAGCAGACCCCCAUGCCAUUGCAGGGGCACUGAAGUCCUAUCUUCGAGAGUUGCCAGAACCACUCAUGACCUUUGAACUUUAUGAAGAGUGGAUUAAAGCCUCUAACAUUCAGGACCAAGACAAGAGAUUGCAAGCACUAUGGAAUGCCCUUGAGAAAUUGCCUAAGGCCAGCUACAAUAAUCUAAGGUACCUGAUCAAAUUCCUUGCAAAUUUAACCGAGUACCAAGAUGCAAACAAAAUGACACCAAGCAACAUAGCCAUUGUGCUGGGGCCAAAUCUCCUCUGGCCUCAGACAGAAGGAAACAUCACAGAGAUGAUGGCAACAGUCUCUCUACAGAUAGUUGCAAUUAUUGAACCCCUUAUCCAGCAUGCCGAUUGGUUUUUUCCUGGAGACAUUGAAUUCAACUUGACUGGGAACUAUGGAAGCCCUGUGCAUGUGAACCACAAUGCAAACUACAAUUCUAUGCCAUCACCUGAUAUGGACCACUCCGACCACAAGCACUCAGAUCAGACCCGACGACCACUCAGUGUGGCCACGGACAACAUGAUGCUUGAGUUCUACAAGAAGGAUGGCAUGGGCGUCCGGGUGAUGGACACCUCUUGGGUGGCUCGCAGAGGCCCCUCCAUAGUUCGUAAGGCAUCCUCCACCCCUCCUGCCAUGCAGCCCCCUGCUCCACCUUGUGAACUUGCAGCUACUCCUCAGUCACCAAUUCCUGAGCAAUCUCUUGACAUUUCAGCUACUCCCUCCCCUACUCCAACUAGCUUCGGGUUCCCACCAGGGGCUGAGCGAGCAAGCACUCUGAAAACCAAGGAACUCUCACUAGUGUCUGGGCAGAAAGGGAGCCUGGCUUGCAGCCACACAACACCAGGUGGUGGGGCUGCACAACAGCCCCCAGGUUCUACAGCACAGCUAUCCACAGAACAAAGUCCACACACCCUGCGGAAAGUUUCAAAGAAGCUGACCCCACUCCCUGCCAAGGGUCCUUAUGGCCAGUCUGGUGGUAUGUCUGAUCCAUCGACAGGGCAGCCAUCUCCGGCCAGCCUUUCUCCCACUCCACCCAGCACUCCAUCGCCCUAUGGACUGAGUUACCCACCAGGCUACACCUUAAGUUCAGGCCCUCUCUCCCCAGUGGCAGCUCCUUCCCUCUCUUCUCCUCCUUCCCUAACAAGCACUUUAACCAAAUCUCGGCCCACCCCCAAGCCACGACAGAGGCCUACACUGCCACCUCCACAGCCUCCCACAUCCAAUGCGUCUGGCUCCAGUCCACAGUCCACAGAGCACACCAUACUAGAUGACAUGUCUCCUGGAGAGAGCAUGUCCACAGAUCUGGCCCAUCUUGAUAUCCCUUCCAUCCAUGUAGAGGUUGAUGCCACACUUCACUUGGAUCCUUCGGGUCAAGUCCAGAGACAUCCGGUACCAGGAAAAAUCAGUUCAGAGGAGGAUUCAGAAAGCACCGCCCUAUGACAUGAAGAUCCCUCUUAUUCCUUUAGAGUGCUUUCUUGUACAUAUCGGUGCCCCAUGAACAUUGCUGAAGGAGGCAUAUCCAGAGACCUUGUCAAGGGAUGUCUCUUCCGGAGUUUCACUUGCCAGCCACUUGUGCAAGACUGACAGCCCUCUGGGCCUGGUGCUAAGCCUGUCUCUGUGGCAAAGGGCAUUGCUGGUGCAAUUUCCAUUUAAUUAUUUUUGUUCUCUCUCCUGUUUGUUUAGCCUUAUCCAAAUUUUGCCUUUUUGAUGUGGUGCCUAUUUAUCUCCUUUAUAAGCUUUUGGACCCUUAUCUUAAAAAAAAAAAAAGUUUAAUAUUACCUAUUUGGAGAUUCAUUUCAUUCCGGCCUUCAACAAAGAACAAAGAGAUGAGAGGGGGUAGACUGUCUCCCUGGGUGAAUGACAUGGAGGGCCGUUGCCACCAUCUCUUCUUGCUGCUGUUGCUCCUGCUGCUGCUCCUCUUUCCAGCAGCCGAGUUUCCAUGUUCAAGCUUUCCAUUGUCCUUGCAGAUCAACCAAGGGACAUCCUUCUCUUUCACCUGAAACCCCUUUUGCUUGGUUUUCUGGAAUCUUUGGCGCUCGUGUUCUUCUCAUCCCUUCAUCCCUUCCCCAUGACACUUUUGCUGGUACCUGGGCCUAUUUUUCAUUCCAUUCCU
Notechis scutatus (mainland tiger snake) is the source of this 2674-nucleotide messenger RNA. NCBI's taxonomy places the organism in Eukaryota, Metazoa, Chordata, Lepidosauria, Squamata, Elapidae. The record is from RefSeq and is a predicted model, not a curated record.